Syngnathoides biaculeatus (alligator pipefish) is the source of this 1943-nucleotide messenger RNA. RefSeq names its product NIPA magnesium transporter 1 (gene nipa1). The transcript is spliced from 5 exons. Gene Ontology annotation, cellular component: membrane. Gene Ontology annotation, molecular function: magnesium ion transmembrane transporter activity. Lineage: Eukaryota; Metazoa; Chordata; Actinopteri; Syngnathiformes; Syngnathidae. Bases 89 to 1222 code for a protein of 377 amino acids. Gene Ontology annotation, biological process: magnesium ion transport. The record is from RefSeq and is a predicted model, not a curated record.
UUCCACAUCCUGGUCCUCAUAUCCCGGCAUAGAGAGUCCAGUGAACAUUCUCCAGUAGUUUGUGGAAAAUAGAACGAAGGACAUCGGAAUGUUUUCAGACUGGGAGGCGAAGCCAGCCGUCGGUAUAGCCAUAGCGGUUAUUUCCAGCUUCAUCAACGGCUCGACAUUUGUGCUUCAGAAGAAAGGGAUACUACGAUCACGCCAACGAGGGGUUUCAUAUUUGAAAGAUGCGGUGUGGUGGAGCGGCACGUUAUCCAUGGUCGUAGGUCAAAUUGGGAAUUUCCUGGCCUACAACGCGGCCCCCGCCGUCAUCGUCGCGCCGCUGGGGGCGCUUGGAGUUCUAUUUGGAGCGGUCCUGGCGUCUCGGAUCCUUGAGGAGCGCUUAAAUACGCUGGGCAAGCUGGGCUGCGUGUUGUGCUGCUGCGGCUCGGCGGCGCUGGUGCUGCACGCGCCCGCUUCGCAGAGCGUGACGACGGCGCGCCAGCUGGAGGCCGGGCUGGCGGACCCAGGUGACGGCGGCCUCAUCGCCUCGCUCAGUACAAGCUCUGUUUGUGACCUACGCGGUACUGGUGGCGCUGACGCUGGCGGCGCUGAUGGGACGGACGGCCCCCGCCUCCGGCCGGCCCGACGUGGGCACGUACGCGGCCAUCUGCUCCCUGCUGGGAUGCUUCACGGUGCCCUGCAGCAAGGGCCUGGGCGUGGCGGCGCGCGACCUCCUCUCGGGCGGCCCGUCCGUCGCCUUGUUCCUGGGCCUGCUGGCCACGCUGGGCGCCGGCGUGCUGCUGCAGUUGUUCUACAUCAACAAGGCCCUGGAGGCGUUCGGCUCGCACGUGUUCGAGGCCGUCUACUACGCGGCGUUCACGGCGGCGGCGCCGGUGUCGUCGGCGUUGCUCUUCGGGGAGUGGACGGCGCCGACGGCGGCCGACUGGGCGGCCGGGCUCUGCGGCUGGGUCACGGCGUGCGUGGGCGUCGCCAUGCUGCGCCUGUCGCAGGAAACCUCGCUCGUCUGGAAGCAAACCAAAAAGACGGCGUGAUACGGGCUUUAACACAUUUUUCUUUUCUGGUGCUCGGGUCCAGAGCGAUUCCCCGGAUACGCGCGGUUCAGAAGUCGCAAUUUUGCCCGGAAGCAGACCAAGAGGAACCGCUUUCGUGUGAACUAACACAUUUUUUCCUCUGUUCAGGUUUGCAGGGAAUAUGUGACAAAUAUGUAACCCUUGCAUAGACGUUGUUCAGGAUUCGCACACCCCUAUACAGUUUUUAUUUAUAUUUAUUAAUGUGUCUAAAUGGGCUGCACGGUGGAUCAGCUGGAAAGCGUCUGCCUCACAGUUCUGAGGUCCCGGGUUCGACCCCGGACCCGACUGUGUGGAGUUAGCAUGUUCUCCCCGUGCUUGCGUGGCUUUUCGGGUUUCUUCCCACAUCCCAAAAACACGCGACAUUAACUGGACACUCUAAAUUGCCCCGAGGUGUGAUUGCGAGCGUUUGUCUCGAUGUGCCCUGCGAUUGGCCAGCAACCAGUUCGGGGUGCACCCCGCCUCCUGCCCGUUGACAGCUGGGAUAGGCUCCAGCUCUCCUGCGACCCUCGUGAGGAUAAGGGGCUAACAAAAUGGAUUGAUGGAUGGAUGUCUAAAUGCCAAAAGUGGAAUUCUUAUUAACUUUGGUUUACAGUGCUAGCAUAUAUGAUAUCAGUUCACUUUAUUCCAGUGUGCUAUUGAAGCUAGUAUGCUAGGUAAUACUAUUGUAUUGAUGAAAGUACCUAAAUAACAAAACAUUUAAGUACCGGAGGGUCGUGAUUGUGUACAUUCUAAAUGCAUAAUGUUGAUGCUUUAUGAUCAUCUAUGUUUAAAGUGUUUUGUCCGUCUAUAAACAAAUACAACCCCCAGCGGGAAUGUUAUACAGGAAUCUAAAAAAAAAAUCUCCGCUGUGAGAAAGCUGCCAAGCAGAUA